AUGCGGAGCCUUCUUAAGUUGACGGCUGCUCUGCAGUUCUUGUCUGUCCUUUCAAGAGUUCAGGCAGACGAUGUCCCCUGCUCUAAAGAUGAACCCUGCAAAGAAGGAUGUUGCUCAAGUGUCUCCCAGGUUUGCGGAUACGGUCCGGAUUACUGUGGAAGUACUUGCAUUCAAGCUGGCAGCUUGAAUAACACAUGCACACAUCUGGCCGAGUGUAAUCCUGGUGGUUAUCCAGGUUGGGGAGAAACUUGGGGUGGAACCUCCUCUGAUUUCUGUGGCACUGCCACUUGGGACGCGCCAUCAUGCUUUAACACUACAUCCACGCGGCGAAUCGGCUACUAUGAAGCUUUCAAUCUUGAUCAUUCCUGCAAUACCAUGACACCGGAAGAAAUUCCUGUCGGGGGCUACACACACUUGAUCUUCUCCUUCCUGUACAUUGAACCUGACACCUAUGAGAUCACUCCCAUGGAGUCGAAUCAAACGGAUCUCUACGCUCGAUUCACUGCCCUGAAAGAUUACGAUGUCGAAACCUGGAUCUCCAUCGGUGGAUGGGCUAUGAACGAUCCAGGAGAGUACUCUAACGUCUUCUCCAAGCUUGCUGCAUCGACAUCGGCCCAAACUAAAUUCCUGAGCUCUCUGACAUCCUUCUUGAAGGAGUACGGAUUUGAUGGUGUUGACAUUGACUGGGAAUAUCCUGGCGCAGCGGAUCGAUAUGGUACUGAUGCUGAUUUCGACAAUUUUGUGUCAUUCCUCAAGAACGUGCGAUCGUCACUAGGAGAUGAUUAUGGCCUGUCGAUCACCCUCCCCAGCUCUUAUUGGUAUCUCCAAUACUUUGACAUCGUCAAUCUUGUCAAAUAUGUCGACUGGUUCAAUUUCAUGGCCUACGACAUCUAUGGUACAUGGGAUGCUACGAUUUCCUCCAUUGGCAGUAGAGUGUAUGCCAGCACCAACAUGACCAUGAUUGAGUCUGGUCUCAAGCUUUUGUGGCAUAACAAUAUUGAGGCUAGUAAAGUGAACCUUGGCCUUGGUCUCUAUGGACGCAGCUAUACCCUUGAGGACUCAUCGUGUACAGAGCCCGGAUGCGCAUUCACGACAGGAGGCAAUCCUGGUCCUUGCUCUCAGGCUGAGGGUCUGCUUUCAUACGACGAAAUCAUGGAUAUCAUAGACGAUCCAUCGAGAAACCCAACUGUCUGGCUGGACUCCGAGGCAGCUGUCAAGAUUGCUGUCUUUGAUGACGACCAAUGGGUUGCCUAUGAUGAUGCCGAAACCCUUCAAAUGAAAUUGGACUUUGCCAACUCGGAGUGCAUGGGCGGUGUUGCAGCCUGGGCUGUUGAUGAGGAUGGAAAGGGUGAUCUUGCUGAAAGUAUCUCGAACUCCACUAACCUGUUUCCCGCGGGAGGAAGUGGAAAGCUUUAUGUCUCGCCCGACAUUUGGGAAGAUGAAUCGCCCGAGAUAUCCUGCGAGGCUCCCUGCACUUUCAUUCUCCCGCCCUUCCAGCUGGCCGAACCAGCCACUGUCAGCUGGCCAGCAAUGACUACUUCGGUCCUUGUCAGCACAAAUGGCGGUAUUUCUACAUCGACAACGACCAUAUCGAUUCCUGCGUUUGAGGUCUCAGAAAUUCCUUUCUGGCCGGUGACCAUUGCUUCUAAUAACACAGCUGGUGCCUUGGUGCCCGUCCAGAGCGUAGCGCCGCCGUCUAUGGUGCUUACAUUCCCAGGAAGCGUAGCUCCGUUCCCUGUUGCUACCUCUAACUAUACCAGCAUUGCAGAGAGCCAGAUGUCUUCCCUGGGUGCCAAUGGUGGUUCCGGUUCUACGGCAACCAUUACCAGCCCUGCCACUACUGCUGCCACCUCGACUUCGACUUCGACUACGGUGACAACCCCAUCCCCCAUUGCAGCAAAUAUGGCCAGUGGCUGCACAAAGUUCUACAAGAUCCAAAGUGGUGACUCUUGCUGGAGUGUUGAGAAUGAUAACGAUAUUGAUGCUUCGGACUUUGAAGCUUGGAAUCCGGAUGUCGGAACCGAUUGUGCUAGUGGUGUUUGGAUCGACUACUACUACUGCAUUGGUCACUCGUCUUCGUCUUCCUCUUCUGGGGGAUCUGGAGGAUCUACUUCAACUGGAAGCAGUCCCACCCCUGUCUUCUACUCCACAUCACACUCUGUUGUCAUUCAGCCAGAGGCAACACAUACCACGAUUCCUCCAACCAAGUCUAUUCCUUCUAUCAAUGUCGAGACGGGAAAGCCUAAAGGCUCCACGUCUAGUGACGGUGACUGCGUUGGAUGUGGUACCCUGGAUUGCUCGCUUUUUGGUUGCGAUGGGAAAUGUGGUAUAUUCGGCUGUGACGGAGGCUGUGGUUUUUCAUGGUGUGGAGGUGGGUGUGGUCUGGAUUACUGCGGACCUGGCUGUGGUACUGGUGACUGCGUUGUCUCAGGUGGUGGAGGUGGUGGUGGCAGUACCGGCUCCAUCGGAAUUGAGUCCGGGGACGGCGAAGAGUGCGACGAGAUGAAGACGGCCGAUGUCUGUACCGCAUUCGUCAAAAGUUUCUCUUCCUCCGGAAUGGCCUCUUCGUCAACUACAACCACAACUGAAUGUGCCACUACUGAGGGAUGCUCAGUUACUGCAUCUACCACAACAACCACAAUCAGUACGACAGGAACUUACUCUACCGGUACAAUCAGCUUCAUGGACUCGGAGACAACAAUUGCGGCAUCCGUCCUGUCUUCCAUCUCGAGUAGCAUUCUCAGCCAGCGAAGUGUUUGGGACGCUACACGCUGGUCUGGGUACACUAUCACCGCCACCUCAACCUCAGCAAGUGCGACCUCUACACCCACUGGAUUCCAGAUUGUGACGGAUGCUCGAGCAUAUUCGAACUACGAGUAUCUAUUCAUGGCCAUCGUCUCUGACGGCCUGGAUAAUCCUGUCGUCGUCAACGACACUCUAACAUAUGACAAGACUCUCACGACUGAAAAUAGCGAGACCACAUUCUGCGGCCAGACCUCUACGUUUGAGCAGACGGACUCCGGUGAGGUGACUGGUUACAGUGGUGAUAACAAGUAUUCUUGUGUGAAUGUCACGGACUCGUCACCGUACACCAUAGACGAUGAUGGUCACGAAUCCACAAUAACGCCUAGGUGGAACUGUCUCACUGACAUCUGUUUAUAA
Penicillium samsonianum is the source of this 3162-nucleotide messenger RNA. RefSeq lists its product as uncharacterized. Gene Ontology annotation, biological process: carbohydrate metabolic process. Lineage: Eukaryota; Fungi; Ascomycota; Eurotiomycetes; Eurotiales; Aspergillaceae. Gene Ontology annotation, molecular function: chitin binding; hydrolase activity, hydrolyzing O-glycosyl compounds. The record is from RefSeq and is a predicted model, not a curated record. The coding region runs from base 1 to 3162 and encodes 1053 amino acids. The transcript has 12 exons.